GAGCGGGCCUGGCCCAUCCCGGGCUUCAAAACCGCCACCCGCCUAGCGCGGAGCGUCCCUGCUCGGCCCUGGCUGGGGCGGCGCCGAGUGCCCCCGGCCCGGUGUGUUGGGAUCAUCACCCGCCGGCUCAGCCGGAGCUGCCGCGGGGCCGGGGCCCGGUUCAGGCUCGGGCGGGCCCGCAAAGUUCGGCCCGGCCGCAGCGCGAGCCGCGGGGCGGUUCAGAGCCGGGCGGAGCCGAGUCCCCGCCAUGGAGCACCCGAGCGGGCCGGUCGGCCUGGAGGCGGCGGAGCCCCGAGCCGAGCGGCGGCCCUCGGGGACCCGCAGAGUGGGCGGUAUUGUGAAACCUCGUCUGAGCUAUAGCAGAGAGCUAGAAAUUAAAACUACCCUUCAGGAACUGCUGAUCUACAUCAUUUUCCUUACAGAUCUAUGUAUAUUGACAUUUGGCAUGGUGAACACAGACAUGUAUUACUUGAACAAAGUUAUGUCAAAUCUCUUUCUGGAAACCUCUGUGUCUGAGACAGAUAGAACUUCCUUCAAGACCAUAGGCAGCAUGGUUGAUUUCUGGAAGUUUGCAGAAGGACCCCUGCUUGAUGGUCUCUACUGGGACACAUGGUACAACAACAAGACAUUGACCAGCCACAAAAACAGCAGUCAUGUUUACUAUGAGAACUUACUUUUAGGAGUAGCCCAGAUUCGUCAGCUAAAAGUCCGUAACAACACGUGCGCCAUCUAUCCCUAUUUCCGAACAUUUCUGAAAGAGUGUUAUCGCGAAUACCGCUAUGUAGCUGAAGAUAAAUCUGAUUUUGGUCUAAAGAAUGGGUCUGUAUGGAUGUAUUCCUCUGCAUCCUCAUUGGCCCCCUGGCACUGGGGAGCCAUGGGCCUUUACAGCGGUGGAGGAUUUACGUUCACCUUACCUAAAUCAAGGAGUGAGAGCAUAAGGAAGCUUGCGUUUCUCAGACGUAACGGCUGGCUCACUAGAGGGACAAGAGUCGUAUUUAUUGACUUCUCAGUGUAUAAUGCCAACAUAAACCUCUUUUGCGUAGUCAGGUUGGUAGUGGAAUUCCCAGCCACUGGUGGUGCUCUUCCUUCUUCGCAGUUUUACUCAGUAAAGCUUCUCAGAUACGUCACUUAUUACGAUUAUUUCCUUGCCUCUUGUGAAGUCAUCUUUUGCCUCUUCAUCUUUACUUUCAUCAUCCAAGAAAUUUUAAAAGUUAAAAAACUGAAAACGGAAUAUUUUAAAAGUGCCUGGAACUGGCUGGACAUGCUGCUGGUGUCGCUGUCUAUCUUUGCCAUUGCCUUCAAUAUGUACCGUACUGUAGAGGUGUCCUUGCUGAUGGAAAGCCUGCUCUCUAAUGCCUAUGUGUAUCCAGACUUUUAUUUCCUUGCAUACUGGCAAACCCGUUACAACAACAUGAUUGCUAUCAAUGUCUUCUUUGCAUGGAUAAAGAUAUUUAAGUUCAUAAGCUUUAACAAGACGAUGACUCAGCUGUCUUCCACUUUAUCCCGCUGUGCCAAAGACAUCAUCGGAUUUGCCAUCAUGUUUUUCAUCAUAUUCUUUGCAUAUGCACAGUUAGGCUACCUGGUCUUCGGGUCACAAGUUGAUGAGUUUUCCACUUUUCAGAACUGCAUUUUUACGCAGUUUCGCAUAGUGCUGGGUGAUUUUAACUUUGCGAGCAUAGAGCAAGCCAACCGAAUUCUCGGCCCCAUUUACUUCAUUACCUUCGUGUUCUUUGUGUUCUUUGUAUUGCUGAACAUGUUCUUGGCUAUUAUUAAUGACACAUAUUCAGAAGUGAAAGCUGACUUUGCAGUGGUACCGAGUAAAGAAUUUGAGAUCAGUGACCUCAUUAGACAGAGUUACAAUAAAGCCCUUGUGAAACUCCGGCUGAAGAAAUCGAAGAUGGAGGAUUUGUAUCCGGCAGGUGGAAGCUUGCAAAGCAUGAAAACCAAGGGGCAUUCUGCCUCCAAAACAGACGAUGCUUUGAAGCUUUCCAGAAGAUCUAGUGUGGAUGAGAAGGGUUAUCUAAAGUCACCACAGCUACAGAAGUGGAAGGAGACGCUUCACCAGAAGUAUCACUCCGCCGAGAAUAAGGAAUUGGCCAUGGCUCCUCAGGACCAAGUCUCUCCUCAGGAAUUUCAGCAACUUUUCAGAUACGCGACGGAACUGGAGAAGCGACUAAAUGAAGUUAAUGCGAAGCUGAGCAGAGUUCUGAAAGGCAUGCCUGACCUGAAAGGCUCUCCAGACAAGAAACAGAGAUAGUGAGCCUGAAGAGAGACAAACAGAGCAUAGUUUCUGAGUAGGAAUUUGGUGACUGACUGGCCGGACAGCAAGCGCACCAGGACCGAGCCAGGCCCAAUGAGAACGUGAUCCAUUCCCACUCCACUCCCCGCUGUAUUCCAGCCAGUUGAGAAUGCCGGUCACCCCGAGGCCUAGUGAAUGAGGGAUGGAGACAAGCAUCCACAGGCAGUAGAGAGGGAGAAAACCAGCUUCAAACUUCAGUUCUUACCUAAGCUAGAUUCGAGCUCAGGCCUCCAAAAGUGAAAAAAUUAAGCACACAAAAUGCAGUAAGUCCUGGGAGCUGCCAGCAGACAACUGCAACUCAGUAUUGGAUCUUAUCUAACCAGAGAGCCUGGCGAAGCGAGAGGAAAACUGAAGACCUGCCAGCUCAUCUAAUCUAUCCCCCGACAUUGCAGACUUGUUGCCUACACGGUGCUUAGUAGCGCUUUGUCCAGUCUAAUCAUAUAUGACCCAAGCAACAUAGUUACUAGGCUUAACGAAGCCCUGCCUCUAACACCUUAUCACCAGGCCAUGGGAGUCCCUGCCCAUUAUGUAACCUUCAGAGUUUUAGCUCUUUUUUCCACUGUCUCUGCAAACUUUCAGGGGUGCAGUAUCAGCAACCCAACAUUAAAAAGAGUCAGAUCCCACUUCCCUCUCCCCCCCCAAGUCAUAAGAUUCAAAAUAAAAUAAAAAUAAAAACCUAAAUUUAUUAUUUGCCUUCUGAGCAUUUGAGGAGUUCGAGGAUCAUAUUUCAAGGUUUCCCCUGGCAACCCUGGGGGCUAGAAACUGCCUUCUCUUUCUAAGUAGAAGAGAGAGUCUCAUGUAUUCCUGCCUCCCCACAAAAAGUCAAGUUAAUUUGCACCCAGUGAUUGAUAAACACCUGAAUUAGGAAAUUAAUUCUCUUCCAGCUGUGGCUGAUGGAUGGCAAGGUAAUGGCUAAACGGUGAAGUGCUAGAUAGGAGUUUGUAAUUAUAAGAAUUAUUAGAGAAGAAUGAACUUUGUUCU
Molecule: messenger RNA, 3280 nt
Organism: Mauremys mutica (yellowpond turtle)
Lineage: Eukaryota; Metazoa; Chordata; Testudines; Geoemydidae
Gene: PKD2L2
Product: polycystin 2 like 2, transient receptor potential cation channel
Exons: 15
Coding region: 248-2257 (669 amino acids)
Biological process (GO): detection of mechanical stimulus
Cellular component (GO): membrane
Molecular function (GO): calcium channel activity; calcium ion binding
Source: RefSeq, a predicted model, not a curated record